GACAACGUCAAUGCUCUCGUCAAAAAGAAGAGUCUAACCUCCAGUGGCCACGAGGACCUGGAGGUCAUCAUAAAAAUCCUUCUCAACAUCGGAGGUCUAGCACUCCCUCUCGGGAGCGAACGACAGACACGGAUCAUUGUUUAGUAAAAUCUCCACCAUCUCCUGUUCCUGUAAGUAGACAUCAGGAGGAUGAGGUCGUGACUUCCUCGGAUGAAAAUAACUCCACUUUAUCUCCUGGACUGAUUUCCAAUGUUGAACAAUCCGCGAGUGAUUUGGGUAAAGACAACUCCAAGAAACUGCUUAUCGGACCCAGCCGUGCGUCAACACAUAGUGGAGCUAAUCUAUCCGAGGAUCGAUCAAGCGCCGGUUGGACCGACGAAGACAUAGAAGGAGAGGACUUCAUCAGC
This is a messenger RNA of Amoebophrya sp. A25, 407 nucleotides long. The record is from the annotation of a GenBank genome assembly. Lineage: Eukaryota; Dinophyceae; Syndiniales; Amoebophryaceae.